Molecule: messenger RNA, 8675 nt
Organism: Paramuricea clavata
Lineage: Eukaryota; Metazoa; Cnidaria; Anthozoa; Malacalcyonacea; Plexauridae
Source: the annotation of a GenBank genome assembly
GUUCCGUAGUAUGCGGCUUGGUCAUCUGUACCAGUGCAGUAUACAGCUCAUUGUUGGAAACUAUCGAUCUAUUCAUUUGUCAACAUGGUAUUUGCUUACCGCUUAUGUAUUCUUGUGCUGCUCCAUCCACUGAUAAUUGCUUAUCUAGCUGGUAAGUAGACAAACUCGGCUGCCGUUUGUUCACAUAUUACAUACUCUGCUUGCUAGUAGGCCUAAUACCUUUUUGAAUGACGUUAUAGGUGGUAAAUAGCAUAUAGCUAAAUCGUUAUGCCACGGCACGAAAUUUUAACCGUCCAGUUAUCAAUUUAGGAUCAGUUUACCUUUCUUCUUGAGGCCUCUGGCAAAUAGGCCUUUUCGAUUGAAAUGUAAAUGCUGUUAUCGUAGACCACGAACUGCUGUUAAAUAAAACAAAUACAUGUGGGCCGUAAAAUAUGGCGUUUCAUGGUGGUGUUGCAGGAAAUUGGUUUGGAACAUAUCUCAAAGAACGUAAACAAAAAUUACAGGAACCACUGAGUAUUUUGAUAAAAUACAAAACAAUAUAGAUACUCCGAAAAUUGAAAGCAUUUUGAAAUUUUUUUCAAAAAUAAAUAAAUUUUCAAAAGAAAUAAUUUUUCAAAAUGCCUUCAAUUUUCGGAGUAUCUAUUGUUUUGUAAACAAAAAUGUUUUGUUGAUGGCCAUUUUUCGAGAAAUCGUUCACAUGGAUGUGGAGUUCCCCAGGGAACUACAUAUAGGAUAAAAGCCGAAUGGGAGGAGGGUCUUUCGUUGAAAUUCAAGACACGAAUCUGAUGAAGCAACAGGUAGAUGACUUUGCAUAUCUUUAGCUUUAUCCAGAAUUCUAUUUAAUAUGACAGACUUCAUGAUCAGCUUUAAGUUAAGCAUGCAAUAAUUAUUGCUUGUAGGGAUCUUAUUUUAACGUUCUGAGAUUUUUUGGAGGGUUCCUGUAUUACUGGCCAUGUGUUCAGUGUGUUGUGACCCACUCGGUUAGUCUGAUAAACUGGUUUGUCUGUGAACUGGAUAAUCUUGGAACAGGUCCCAAAACUUAUGCUUGACACAAAUUUUAUUAUAAUGCAACUCAAUAUAUUAUGCUGUGGUCAGGGGCACAUAUCCAAAGUUGUUAUUUUUUCGGGGAGGGGGUCACCUCUCCUCUAAUGUUUGCGAAUGGCCUAAAAAAAUGUAAAGCAUUAAGUGGCUUUGACCCACCUUACAACACCAAAAAAAAGAAUAUAUAUUUUUUGUAUAAUACCUUAUUGAAUUCUGAUUGUUUAAUUGGCUGUUUAUGGUCACGUGAUCUUGAAUAGAAAAUUCCAUUUCCCAAGAGUGCAAUGGAAUAUGUUCCAUUGCACUCUUGCGAGUGCAAUUGUACUAUACGUUUUAUUCCAUUGCACUCUUUGUGUUUUUUAUCAAUCGCAUCCGUCAAAAUGCUUCUCGUACGGUGAUCGCAGUUUAUUUUUACCCGAUAUUCGAAACUCAGUAAAUGGGAUUUAAUGCAAAUACGACUCGUCAAAAUGGCGGGAGCCACGCUACCAUUAGGCGUGCGAUUUUUUUCAUGUUUGUUUACGUUUCAAACGUUCAGGCUUUGACCGGAAAACGUUAACGUUUUGAGCAAGCCAAUCAACGUUUGGCGGUGUGUUCAAUGAAACUUUGAACUUUCGUGGCAAACGUUGAUUGGCUUGCCAAAACGUUAACGUUUUCCGAUCAACACCUGAACGUUUAAAACGUAUACAAACAUGAAAAAAAUCGUACACCUAAUGGUAGCUUGCAAACAACAGUAAUGAAUGUUAUUUUAUUCGUGCAAUGGUAAGAAUUCACCUCAUAAAAAUAUUCUUACCAUUGCACUCAUAAACAUUCAUUAUUUGUAUAAUAUACAAAUUUGGUUGCAAAUAAACCAAGUUACCAAGUUAGUACAUAAUUUUAAAUUAAAUAUCUAUUGCUGAGUUAGGGUAGUUCCUCAAGAAAAUUUUUGAAGUUUUGAAUGCUUCGGUGUAAAAUGUCUGCAUUUUUUGACAGGUAUACUUAGGUAAACAAUAUCUAGAUUCACUAUAGAAACUCGAUAUUCUUCCAAUCAGUGUCGGUGACGCCGAAUACGAAAUACAGCUCUAUAGUGUGGUCCAGUGGGGCAUGCUCCACAGGAAAUAAAUUGUAAACUAGAGUCCUAUAAAUGUACAGCACCGGUAGACAUAUCAUGGUUUGUAACAGCUCCAAUCCUUUCCAUUAAAAGAAAAUUGGCAGCGUCAUUUUGUGUACCUAGAAAACCAGCCUGGAGGAAAACAAUAUUGCCUACAUUGUCUACAUUGUCUACAAUCAAUCGAAUGUUCUUAUAAGGUGGUAGUGUCGAUGUCCACUGUAGAAUUGCCGUUGGGACUUCACUUGUGGUCGAUAUAUUUCAUGUGGAGGUCCAUCUAUACAGCCAACAGCGUCUGAAAAGGAUGACCAGUUCCCUCGUGGAGGCAUCCCACUGUUCAAUACUAUGCCAUGAAACCUGGUUAUGAAAAAAACUUCACAAAACAAGAACAAUACUAUGGAUAAUGAGUAUAAAGUUUGAAACACCUUACUGUAGACAGGUUUACAUAAAACGAUGCUUUCAGUCAGUAUUUGUAGAGUUAGCCAAAGGCUCGUACUAUUUCACGAUAUAUAAGAUGUUGAUGGGGUAUAUCGUGAGUCGUAAUUGCGCAAUUUCGGUUACCGUCAGUCGUGAAAACACUAAAAAUUUUACCGUAAAGGUGAAGAAGAAAUACUGUUUAUCGUUUCAGAACACUUUUCAGCAGAUUCAAAAGUUUUACAGUUUACUGAUUUUCAGACCCCACAUCUAGACCCUUAUAUAAAGCUGCAAGUAAUCGUUCACACAGCGUGUAACUUGAGUUGCAAGGGCGUUUCCACAGUGUGUAUAAAAAAAAGUUUAGCGUUUCAAAUUUAAAUCGAGCAUAACGCCGUAUCUAUUGAACUAUUUAUCUGACAGACUAUAUAUAAUUGCUUCGAACAAUUAGGUAGCGAGCCGUAACACAAAAGACUUUCUACUUAUGCAGGGCAUGUGCGAACAACUCAAUGAAAUACCCCGUAUACAGGGUGUCCCAAAAAACCCGAAAACUAUUGAAAUCACUAUUGUUAAAAUUUGAAUGCCCUACCAAAAAGCUGAACGUAAUGAUGCGUAAAAUAUAGACAAGGUGCAUGUAUUAAAAUUUAGUUAAAAAAUCUCCUUGUAAAGUGCGCGAUUUUCUGCUCUUGGGAAUUCAAAACAUCUUCUUAAACAGUUUCUUUAUGCAUAAAAUUUACUUAUGUCAAUCAUUUAUGCACUCGUGGGAACCAACAGAGUGCUAAGGCAUUCAAAUUCUAACAAUUAAAUAGUUAUUGGUGAUUUCAAUAGUUUUCGUUUUUUUGGGGGACACCCUGUAGUACAGACAGCAUUAAAAUGAAGUUAUAAUUGACCUCUUUUGUAAAUUAGACUUGUUUUUGUCGCGUAUCAACUUAAAACAGUUGAGAACAAUCAAAUCACUUAUAAUUAUCGUUAGUUUGAAUUUGAAAGGCUAUACUUUUUUGAUACACACUGUACAGCAUGCAAAACAAAAUACAAAUUGCACAUUGUUGUGUCCAGAUUUGUAUAGGAGUUUAACGCUUCGUUGAAAAUUACUGUGACACUCUUGGAAAUUUACAUAAUUAAAGAGGUUGUCACUAUACAGGGUGUCUCAAAAAAACCAAAAUCAUUGAAAUUGACGUAUUGUUCGAUAUUCAAUGCCGUAACACAAAGGAUUUUGACAGGGUGAUUAAUUUGUUUUAAAAAAUUAAAAUAUCUUUGUAAAGUGAACGUUUGUUUGCUCAUGGGAAUUUAAAAUGCUUCGUAAAUUGUAAUAUGCGUAAUAUGCAUUCGUGGGUUUAGUACUUUAUGCCUGACAUAACAAGUUUACGCUGAGUAUUACCAUUCAUUAUAGCAGUUAUGUCAAUCUUUUAUGCACUCGUGGGAUUAACUUAGUGCUAGGGCAUUGAAUAUCGAACAAUACGUCAAUUUCAAUGAUUUUGGGUUUUUUUGAGACACCCUACACAGGGUGUCUCAAAAAACCCCAAAAUCAUUGAAAUUGACGUAUUGUUCGAUAUUCAAUGCCCUAGCACUAAGUUAAUCCCACGAGUGCAUAAAAGAUUGACAUAACUGCUAUAAUGAAUGGUAAUACUCAGCGUAAACUUGUUAUGUCAGGCAUAAUUACUAAACCCACGAAUUUACGAAGCAUUUUUAAAUUCCCAUGAGCAAACAAACGUUCACUUUACAAAGAUAUUUUAAUUUUUUAAAACAAAUUAAUCACCCGGUCAAAAUCCUUUGUGUUACGGCAUUGAAAUUCGAACAAUACGUUAUUUCAAUGAUUUUGGGUUUUUUUGAGACACCCUGUACAGGGUGUAUAAAAAAAACGCAACCUCGGAAUUUCCCAAGAAAUCGACAUUGUUUUAAAGACAAAAGAUUUUAGGCGCCUGGGAAUUUAAAAUAGCACAACUGUCAAAAUUACUGCACUCGCGAGUGCAUAAAGAAAAAUUUAUGCAUUUAUUAUUAACAACAACAGCAAUAUGAUCUAUUAGCAAUGCGAUUUCAAUUCCUAGGGGCCUGAAAUCGUUUAUGCUUAAGAAUUGCAAAGUGAUUUCUUAGGAAAUUCCGAGGUUGCGUUUUUUUUUUGAUACACCCUGUAUACAGGGUGAGUAAAAAAACUGAUACCUUUGAUAUUCAAAUUAGCCGCAUAGGUGUCAGUUUUUUUUUAACUCACCCUGUAGGGUGUCCCAAAAAAAAGUGACACUAUAGAAAUUAUCCUAUUGUUAUAAUUUGAAUGCCCUAGCACUAAGUUCAUCCCACAGGUGCAUAAACUUCUGCUUCUGGAAUUUAAAAUAACUCCUAUUACCACAAUAGUCAAAUUACAAGUAAAUAAUACUAUCAGUCGAAAACGUUUUAAAAUGCUUAAAUGUAAAUACAAGUUCAUUAAAUUCCCAGGGGUGUAAUCACGCGCGUUUAAGAGCGGCUUAAAAACAAUGAGAUAAUUUCUAUAAUGUCACUUUUUUGGGGACACCCUGUACAGGGUGUAUCAAAAAAAAGGAGACCUUUAGAAAUCAAGCAUAUUGUUAAAAUUUGAAUGCCUUUUCAAUUGCACAUAUGCUGAACCGUAGUGCGUGAAAUAUUGAUGGAUGCAUAUAUUAGAAAAAGGAGAUCUUUAGAAUUUGAAAUAACGUUUAAACAAAAGAUUGUCUGCUCCUGGGAUCAAUCUGCUAUGUGCUUAGCAAAGUGCUCCAGGAUUCAAAUUUUAACAAUGGAUGAUUUCUAAAGGUCUCCUUUUUCUAAUAUAUGCACUCCAUCUAUAUUUCACGCACCACAGUUCAGCAUAUGUGCAAUUGAAAUGGCAUUCAAAUUUUAACAAUAUGCUUGAUUUCUAAAGGUCUCCUUUUUUUUGAUACACCCUGUAUAGUGGAACAUUAGCAUAUGUAAUAGGAUUAUGCGAAGGAUAUCUAAUUUGCUGGUUGAAUUAAUUUAAUGUACAUAAAGAACUGAAUAAAAACCCAGGAAAGUCAGUAACAAUUAGAGUAAUGUGUAAGAGUGCUCGUCCAAAAUUUGACGGUAAAUUCUCGGUAAGUGCUAGUCCAUGAUAAAAGAAAAACAUUGGUAGUUAUUGCUCCACCCAAAAAUGUUCUACCUCGUAUAUAUAAGUGCAUCACUAUUCUACACUUCCCUAGCCAAGCUGUUCAACGACAAGUUUGUUGCUGCAGGGAAUACCCUCCCCCCUCCUUACUUCCAUAUUUUACUCGAGCCGUAAAAGUGUUGACGCCUCAUUCAGCAGAACGGUCUUCAUGAAACUUAGCCUGCGUGUCCGCGGCUCUAUGCUUGAUAUAUAGCAACUGAAGUAAAUAAAAAUGCAUCACCAAGUAAGUACAGCUCAAUACUGCAUGCUAGGCCCAGGCUUAGUCACUGUCCGCUUAAUUUUCACCUAUAUAGAAUUAAUUGUGCAAUUCCCCUUUUUGUGAAUGUCGAUGUGCUGAAAUGGAAACUGUCAAACAUUUCUUUUCAAAUUGUUCUCGAUUUGCUGCCCAACGUAAACAAUUUCUCUCAAUUCCUGCGUGGCUGCUCCAUCCUAUGUGGAUGAAUUUACCAGAGAAUCGGAAAAUUGAAAUACUUUUGCAUGGAUCGGAAAGUCUUGGGCAUAAAGAUAAAGUAAAAUUAAUGCAAACUGUCCAAUUAUUUAUUCUAAAUACAAAGCGGUUUCAGGCCGAGUAACUUUUUAAACUUGUUUUGUAAAACAUUGGUGUGGUAAAUUCUUCCAUAUAUAUUUCUUAUAAUAAUAUGUUAUUUCAUGGAAAACUUGAGAACGAAUACCAUGCAGAUGUUCUUCCACACUAUAAUUAUCCGAUCUUUAAUUUAAAUUAAUGUAAUCCUACUCUUUAAUUAACGUUCUCUUGAAAAUAACUUUGUAAAUAUUCUGACAAAAUCUCCCUUGAUGAGCGAUGCUCUUGGAGAAAAUGUCUAUAAUAAAAUAAGUUUCAAUAAAAAUAAAACUGUUCUUGUAAUUGUACUUUUGGCCGCAUUAAUUACUGCUUUUGCUGUCUAUAAACUCAGUCAAUAAACGUUACUAUUAUUAUUAUUAUUAUUAUUAUUAUUAUUAUUAUUAUUAUUAUCAUUAUUUAAAAUGUAAUUCCUGGCCGUUUAAUAAAAAUUAGAAUAUUUAUUUCGAGAUAUUAGCGGAAAAAUUGGCCGUUAUUGUCAUAUUUUAAUUACCUUUGGUAAUCUAAUUAACUAUCGCAGUUUCGAUUGGUUGUUAUUUAUAUUCAUUCAAAUAGCUAGUUUUCCACUUUUUAUUCACUUCAGUAGCAGGCUCUAUUUCAAACAUUUAUAUAGAGUUUGACACGCAGGUUAGAUGAAACUUCAUACUGGUUGCUGCGUGACUCCUCUUUAUGUCACUCUUUAGCAUCGAAUCUAUCAAGAGGCCUUUGUUCCACAACCGAGAAAAUCCGAAAAAUCCUUAUCCAGCCUUGAGUAAGAUCUUGUAGUUAUUUCCACACAAUUGGCUUUUACAGUUCACUUGUAAACAAAUUAAAUAGUUCCAGUCCGGUUCACCUGAAAGAUCCAACACCACUAGGGGAUUAAUAUAAGCAUGUCGCAUAAAUGGUAUGAAGCGAUUGAUACUCCGGGCGGCUUCCUACAAAUUUUGCAUGCGCAUGUCAGAUAUUUCUAAAGAAUAUACAGAAACCUUACACAUAUGGGUGUGCAUCCCGUUCUAGUUGAUUGGAUUGCCAACUUGCUUAUGGACAAAAGUUAAAGAUGUCACUCACAGGCAAACCAAUUUAACUCGAUUCAGUUGUAAAACACACACUUCAAGUAAAUUUAGGUAAACCUCCCCUUUGACAAUCCCUUUAUCUACUUAUAUCCUUUUUUAUUUAUUUUGUAGAGAAAGUUCUUAUCGUGGAUGCCUUAGAAGAAAGCUGGAAGGAUGAAGUACGAAAUAAACUCGCUGAAGUGUUCAACGACAAUGGAGAAGAUCUUGUCAGAAUACUGUUCUUCCUUGAUGAAGAAGACAAAGCUUACAAAGACAACAGUGACAGACCUUACGCUCCACAAUGGAAAUCUUUGAAAUCCACAUUGAAGAUGGAUGAAGCUUUUCGACAGUAUGCCAAAAGGCUUUCAGAUGAAACAAGAAUAUCAGAAAAAGAUAAAAAAUUUCGAAAGCGUAUGAACAUCAUUUAUGAACACAUGUUGGUUCAUUGUGACGACAGAGUUGCAAUAGAAAAAUAUCAGAAAACCGAUCCCAAUCGAAUCCACGAUGAUGCGGUUUCUAAAUCGGCUUUUAGUGGUUUUGCACGGGCUUGGAGUAUCAUUCCUGCUGAAUCGAAAAUUUCUCUUAUGAAAAGCAUUAGAGAAAUCGUAGGUAAUUCCCGUAUGUCUCAAGUAGAAAAUUUUGCGCGUGUAGCAGAUGAAAUAGGAGGCACAACAGCAAUGGUGGCCCUAGCUGUAAUCCACAUCAGCUUUGAUGCUUAUGUUCAUAUCCGGCGUUGGUGGAAAGGUGAAAUAUCAGGAGAACGAUGCAUUAAAAAUGUACUGGAUUCAACGUUCACAAUAGGAGCAGGUAUAGCCGGAAGUGCUGCAGGAACUUAUGUCGGUUAUGCAAUAGCAGGUCAUUUAGGGGGUGUGCUAGGAGGUGCUGCUGGUGGGUGGUUCUCUGCUGCUGGGAUGAAUUAUAUCUCUGAUUGGAUGACACAAAUGUUGUUUGGGCUACCGAAAAAGGAAGCUUUGGAAAAUGCUUAUCGAUACCUUGGAGUGGAAAUGACUGCUUCUAACGCAGAGGUGAACACCGCAUUCCGAAAGGUUGCUCUUAAACACCACCCAGACAGAGGAGGAAACGAAGAUGACUUUUUAAUCCUUCAGUUAAAUAUGGAAGUAAUUAAACAAGCUAGAGAGGAUUCUUAAUUCAUUUUUGCAAAGUCGAUUUUUGUGGUCUUGGAAAUAUGUUUUAGUCUUUUAGCAAAAUUUUGUUACUGUUGAUGUUACAGUAAUGCAAUGUAAUCUUUAAAAAACGGACGAUUUUACUAUUCUGACAUAUUUAAUGAUGUCUACACUUAUAAAUUCAAUGGUUAAUGAAGAGAUUUUGAUAGGUGCUUGCUUGACUGUAACCAAUUGUAAUAGCACGAGUGUGAUUGCCAGGUGGUAUUUCUUUUUAAAACAAUGG